Molecule: messenger RNA, 2613 nt
Organism: Odobenus rosmarus divergens (Pacific walrus)
Lineage: Eukaryota; Metazoa; Chordata; Mammalia; Carnivora; Odobenidae
Gene: RPH3A
Product: rabphilin 3A homolog (mouse)
Exons: 21
Coding region: 141-2249 (702 amino acids)
Biological process (GO): intracellular protein transport
Cellular component (GO): membrane
Molecular function (GO): small GTPase binding
Source: RefSeq, a predicted model, not a curated record
GCACCUCCACUGAGCUUUCAAACCAAGUCAUUGGGAGUUAGUGUCUUCCCACCCCGGAAGGGAAGGGAGGAGUUGGCAAGAAUUUGGCUCACCCAUUCCGUCUGCAGUCCUCUGGUGUGGAGGAGCACCGAACUUCUGCCAUGACGGACACCGUAUUCAGCAACAGCUCUAGCCGUUGGAUGUGUCCCAGUGACCGACCUCUUCAAUCAAAUGAUAAAGAACAGCUCCAGGCUGGCUGGUCCCUUCAUCCUGGUGGUCAGCCCGACAGACAGAGGAAGCAGGAAGAGCUGACAGAUGAGGAGAAGGAAAUCAUCAACAGAGUGAUUGCUCGAGCUGAGAAGAUGGAAGAGAUGGAACAGGAGCGAAUCGGGCGCCUGGUGGACCGUCUGGAGAACAUGAGGAAGAACGUGGCCGGGGACGGGGUGAACCGCUGCAUCCUGUGUGGAGAACAGCUGGGGAUGCUGGGCUCCACCUGUGUGGUGUGUGAGGACUGUAAGAAGAAUGUCUGCACCAAGUGUGGGGUGGAAACCUCCAGUAACCGCCCGCAUCCCAUGUGGCUCUGCAAAAUCUGCAUCGAGCAGAGAGAGGUGUGGAAGCGUUCCGGAGCAUGGUUCUUCAAGGGCUUCCCCAAACAGGUCCUCCCACAGCCUAUGCCUAUAAGGAAGACCAAGCCCCAGCAGCCUGUCAGUGAGCCUGCUGCGUCUGAGCCGGUCGCCCCCGAGCCCAAGCAUGCUGCCCGGGCUCCAACCCGAGGUGACACUGAAGACAGGAGGGGCCCAGGUCAGAAGACAGGUCCUGAACCGGCCUCUGCUCCCGGGCGAGGAAGCUAUGGGCCUCCCGUGCGCAGGGCCUCUGAGGCACGCAUGAGCUCAUCCAGCCGGGACUCAGAGAGCUGGGACCACGGCCAUGGUGGGGCUGCCGGUGACUCCAGCCGGAGCCCAGCAGGUUUGCGACGGGCCAACUCCGUGCAGGCCUCCAGACCUGCUCCCGCCUCCGCGCAGAGCCCAGCGCCGCCCCAGCCUGGGCAGCCAGGGCCUCCAGGAGGCAGCAAACCCAGCCCUGGGCCAGCAGGACGCUUUCCAGAUCAGAGACCAGAGGUGGCUCCUGGCGACUCUGGCUAUGCUGGGGCCAUGGCCCCACCGCGGGAGGAGAGAACAGGGGGAGUUGGAGGCUACUCAGUAGCUGGAGCCAGGGAGGACCGAGCGGGCCCCCCUCCGGGCCCAUAUUCCCAAGCGUCUGCUGCUGCCCCCCAGCCUGCCGCGGCCCCUGCCCGCCAGCCCCCACCCCCGGAGGAGGAGGAGGAAGAAGCCAACAGCUAUGAUUCAGAUGAAGCAACCACCCUGGGUGCCCUGGAGUUCAGCCUUCUCUACGACCAGGACAACAGCUCCCUGCACUGCACCAUCAUAAAAGCCAAGGGACUGAAGCCCAUGGAUUCCAACGGCUUGGCUGAUCCCUACGUUAAGCUGCAUCUCCUGCCAGGAGCCAGCAAGUCCAACAAGCUUCGUACAAAAACUCUGCGGAACACCCGGAACCCCAUCUGGAAUGAGACCCUUGUCUAUCAUGGCAUCACAGACGAGGACAUGCAGAGGAAGACCCUCAGGAUCUCUGUCUGUGAUGAGGACAAAUUUGGCCAUAACGAGUUUAUCGGUGAGACCAGAUUUUCACUCAAGAAACUGAAGCCCAACCAGAAAAAGAACUUCAAUAUCUGUCUGGAGCGGGUGAUCCCGAUGAAGCGUGCCGGGACCACUGGGUCAGCCCGAGGCAUGGCCCUUUAUGAGGAGGAGCAGGUGGAACGUAUUGGUGACAUAGAGGAACGUGGCAAGAUCUUGGUGUCCCUCAUGUACAGCACACAGCAGGGGGGCCUCAUUGUGGGCAUCAUACGCUGCGUGCACCUGGCCGCCAUGGACGCCAAUGGCUACUCAGAUCCAUUCGUCAAGCUCUGGCUGAAACCAGACAUGGGAAAGAAAGCCAAACACAAGACUCAAAUAAAGAAGAAAACCUUGAAUCCUGAGUUUAAUGAGGAGUUUUUCUAUGACAUCAAACAUGGUGACCUGGCAAAGAAGUCCCUGGACAUCUCGGUCUGGGACUAUGACAUCGGCAAGUCCAACGAUUAUAUCGGAGGCUGCCAGCUGGGGAUCUCGGCCAAAGGAGAACGCUUAAAACACUGGUACGAGUGUCUGAAAAACAAGGACAAGAAGAUUGAGCGCUGGCACCAGCUACAGAACGAGAACCACGUGUCGAGUGAUUAGGGUGGGCCCCCAGGUCCCGGCUCCAUGCCCUACCCCAUGCCAGGUCACCCGCCAGCCUGACCCAGCUGCCCUUCACACUCUGGUCUCUCUUCUCUCUGCCUCCCCCACCCUCUCCCUCCUUGCGCCUGCCUUUGAGGUGCCCCCCUGACCUUGGGCACUGCUGCCAAAGACCUUUCUCCUCCAUCUGCGAUGCUAUGGUGCAGGCCCUGACUGCAGCCCCUCUCUGGUCCCUCUAGGAUGGAGCGGGAGGGAGGGGGAUGCGGAGAUUUUUACAAGGAGGCGAGAAUUUAACAAGCUCUCUGUCUGGGAAAACUGCAAAGGUUCUUCAUCAUUUAGGACUGUUUUUAGACCCUCCUGGCCUUGA